Messenger RNA from Exaiptasia diaphana, 3346 nucleotides. RefSeq lists its product as uncharacterized. The transcript has 4 exons. Lineage: Eukaryota; Metazoa; Cnidaria; Anthozoa; Actiniaria; Aiptasiidae. The record is from RefSeq and is a predicted model, not a curated record. Gene Ontology annotation, molecular function: protein binding; calcium ion binding. The coding region runs from base 89 to 3070 and encodes 993 amino acids.
UAUUACUCAACGAUACCACGAACAUGCAGUAAAUAUCUCAUUCGAACCAAGUAGUGUUUUUUAGUGGAGUUUUGAUAUUACAAGUAAUAUGUCUGACGAAGAGACCACGUUUGACAAGGACAAAAAACGUAUAAAAGAGACGGUUGAACGAGUUAAAGGCACACUUAAARAACUACGCGAUGCGAAAUURAAACAAGCAGAACAAGAGCAAGARCAAAAAGUUCCAACUCCAAYAAAUCAAUGCGAGGAUAGUAGCGACGACAGCGGUUGGGACACRGAYCUCGAGUGCCCAUCAGAUUUAGAAGAACAACAGUCUUCUCGCCGACAAAGUUUUGAUUUAGCAGGGAAAGCAGCGUACAUUCGAGCAUGUCGAAAACUUAAUGUAACACCAAUAACGUCGCUGUUACAAAAUAUCGAAAACAAAGAAAUUUCUCUGGCGCACCAYGGCAUUGGAGUCCAAGGAGCCAAGGCUUUGGCAAAAGCUCUAGUGAACAGCACAACUGUCGAGAGUGUAGACGUUGAAGAAAACGGYAUUCAGGACGAAGGAGCAGAAAGCUUUGCGAAAAUGCUAAGGGACAAUUGUUACAUCACUGGUAUUAAUUUAGCGGGCAAUUCAUUAAGUUCCCGWGGUGCAGUUGCCAUGGGAAAUGCUAUGGCCGAUAGCAUCUACUUACGACGUCUUGAUCUUUCUUUUAACAACUUCAGUGAUAAAGAUGCAGCUCCUUUGGCGUUUGGUUUAAAGAAAACAGUAACUUUAAAACAUCUACGACUUAGUCAUAAYACCUUCUGUGAGRUCGGUGGGGAACUUUUGGCACAGGGAAUCGAGGUGAAUGAUACGCUUGAGACUUUAGACUUGAGCUGGAAUCAUCUUCGAUUAAAAGGAGCCAUUGCUAUAAGCARGUCAAUGAUUGAAAACAUUUCUAUCAAAACCUUAGAUCUUUCAUGGAAUGGAUUUGCCGAUGAAGGUGCCGCAGCCAUGGGAGAUGCUCUGAAAACCAACAACACUCUCCUCGAACUCGACCUCAGCCACAACAGAAUCACAGAAAAAGGAGCUAUAKCACUUGCAAAAGGACUGGAAAAGAACAAAACUCUGCGCGUACUUAARAUGGGAUUCAAUCCWCUAGAAAGAGAAGGAUCAUUUGCUUUGAUUAAAGCACUCAAGACAAAUUUCGACUCAGAGAUGGAAGAACUUCACUUAAACAACGUUAGAGUAGGAAAAGAUUUCAAAGACGUCGUGGACGACUUUCUCGGUCACACAAAACUUACGAUAUCACUCAAUUCUGCACCAGUUGACCAAGGAACUGCAGAAGCAAACAGCCGCAAUAAAAGAGUGAAAGAUGACCUGCUUCAAAUCGUUAAGAAUUUUCUCAUCGAGAAAAGACUUCGGGCUAUUGACCUGUUCAAUCGUUUGGAUAAAGACAAGUCCCAUUCUAUUUCUGGCGAGGAGAUGUAUAAGGGUUUGAAAGCUGUGAAAGUUCCGUUGAGUGACUUUCAGAUCAACAAGCUSAUUUUGUUACUUGACAAAGAUGGGAACGGUGAAAUUGACUAUGCUGAGUUUUCUGUUGUAAACUAUAGUAUAAUGUCACUGAAUAUCCCUGGCACUUCUCGUGAAAGAUCGGAAACUAUUCAGCGUGUUGACAAGACAUUGCGAGUUUUAAAUUCUGGUGGUUUACGGGGACAUCUUGGCCGAGGAAAGCUUAACGCUAACGUUACUGGUGCCGAGUCCGAUAGCGAAAGCAGCGAUGGGGACUGGGACACGGACUUAGAAGAUAACGGACCCAAGAAUGACUAUGACGCCACAGGAAGGAAAAUGUACUUAAGAGCCUGCGAUAAACUAGGAACCGUGCCAGCGUCCUACUUUGUACGUCACAUGACUGAACCUGAAAUGACCAUGAUGCAUCACGGCCUUGGACCGGCAGGAGUUGAAGCAAUUUCCCUUGCAUUGAUAUACAACACAACAAUCACAAGCCUUAAUAUUCGAGAUAAUGGCAUUGGGGAAGCUGGUGGAGAAAUCAUGGCGAAAUUGCUAAGAGAAAACUAUUAUAUCACUGAACUGGACAUUUCAGAUAAUCAAAUUGGAUCCAAAGGAUGUUUCGAGAUGUCUGAAACUCUGAGAAUCAACGAUACUUUAACCAAAUUAAGCAUGGCUGGUAAUGAGCUACACGAUAAAGACGCACAGGUUCUCGUACAAGCCCUUCGCACCAACUCAACGAUAACUUAUAUUGACUUAAGUAAUAACAAACUCUCAAAUAAGUCAUGUGAAUAUUUUGAAGAACUGCUUGACGAGAAUUGCACUUUAACAUACAUGGACCUGAGUUGGAAUCACAUCCAAGUCGUCGGUGCAAAACAUCUCGCAAACGGUCUAUCCGGGAAUAUGAAGUUAAAGACUUUAAAAUUAGCAUGGAAUGGGAUAACUAAUGAAGGGACUGUUGCCCUCUCCAAAGCGUUAUCAGAUAACAGAGUAUUGACCGAGCUAGACUUAACAAGUAAUCGAAUAAGUGAUCAUAGUGUUUUUGUACUGUCUCGUGUAUUAACCAACAAUAACAUAAUGGAAGUGUUACUUCUUGCGAAAAAUAACAUCAGCGAAGAAGGCGCAUGUUCAAUACUUCAUGCUAUACUCAAGAACACAGAAUCUAAAAUGUCUAAGAUUGAUCUCAGGGGAGCUUUAAUCAAAGACGACUUCCUUGCUUUAUACAAUGAAGUACAGUCACUCAAACCCGAGAUUACUAUAGUUACAGACCACGCCCCGGAGACACGCCCUCGACCUGAAACCCCCAAUCCAGGGAUGCUGCUAAGGAACUACCUCGCUAAAGAACACGUACGAAUCGUUGACUUGUUCCGUAAGCUGGACCGCGAUCAGAGUAUGCAAGUUAGUGUUCGAGAGUUCGUGGACGGACUCAGGAAAUCUGACGUCGGUUUGACGACUUUCGAGGUUGAGAAAAUGAUUGAGUGUUUGGACGCUGACAACGACGGCGAGAUCGAUUACAGUGAGUUUGUUUCUAUUCAGAAYAUGUGGCAAAAGCCAGAUAAUAUGAACCUCAAGAACCGCAGAAUGUCCAAAAGAGUGUGAAUCAUAAAGSAAAGAUAUUAUUAAAAUAAUAUUAGAAACCAUUUUAUUAUUGUAUUAGUAAACAGAAUAUACAUAGUAUCUUGUGAUUUUAUAUUAUACAAUAUUAUUAUCAUUGAAUUAUCUCGUACCUUUUUGCCUGAUAACAACUAUAUCUAAUCACCAGUCCUUCGUGCAUUCUCGUUAACACAGGUAACCCAGUGUGUUCUAUUGUAUUGCAACAGGAUUAUCUUGUAUUAUCCAAUUGACAAUGUCUUGUAAUAAAUUCAUCUUGUAAUG